AGAAGGUAAAUACGGCCAGACCCCUUUCCUGUUCCGACGUUUAUUCCCCUCCCUCUGGAAACAGGCGUUUUCCACCCUCCUUGGGAUGCCGAUGCAUUCAAAAGGGCAUUUCUCUUUCCCUGCAACAGUUGCACGGCGGGCAUAUGCCGCGAGGGAGACCUGCCGCGUGCAGUCAGGUUCAGGAAAAUUGGAGAGGCUGCGGGAGCUCUUUCCGUCUUGAAAAUGGAAGAUCCGGUGAUGGGUCUCAAGGUGGCAAGAAGGUCGGGCAAGGCAGGGAAAAGCCCUCAGCUGGUGUCGACUGGGAGCACUGGGAGAUUCCCAGAAAGGGUGCCACUGCAGCCGAAGGUCAAACAGGAACUGGGUGAAGGGCUCCUUCCUUGUUGGGAAGCCCAGCGGCCGCACUUUCUGCAGGAAAUGGAGCCUCCUGGCUCAGGAUGGGGGCUUCCUCAGCCGCCUCGGGAGCCCACCCUGUGGGACGAUGCCAAGGGCUUCCUGACCUCCUUUGAGCAAGUGGCCGAAGCCUGCCGGUGGCCGAAAUACGAGUGGGUAGCCCGGCUCCUGCCUGCCCUCAGUGGGCAAGCUGAACGGGCCUUCAAUGGCCUGGAGGUCAGAGACCGCGAGGAUUAUGGGAAAGUGAAGGCGGCCAUCUUGCGGGGAAUCGCCCUGAGCCGGGAGAAGCAGCGCCAGCACUUCCGGCGUUUCUGCUACCAGGAGGCCGAGGGCCCAAGGCGGGCUUGCAGCCGGCUUCAGGAACUUUGCCGCCGGUGGCUGAAGGUGGAGAGACACUCCAAGGAGCAGAUCCUGGAGCUGCUGAUCCUGGAGCAGUUCCUGACUAUCCUGCCGGCAGAGAUCCAGGUCUGGGUCAGGGAACGGGGCCCCGAUACCUGCUCCCAGGCAGUGGCCCUGGCCGAGGAUUUUCUGCAGAGGCAGCAGGACAGGGAGAAGUGGGGGCGACAGGACUUCAUGCCAUGCGAGGAAGUAGCUGUUGGUUUCUCAGGAACAGAACAAACUUCCCAGCAUCCGGGCCAGAGCCAGCUGCACAGAGGGGCCAAAAGAGAAAGGGAGGGUGACAGCAGCAUCCCAGAGUACGGAGCCACGAAUGAUCAUACGGAGAGAAGCAGUUCGCAGGAAGGAGCUGAGGAAGGAGAACAAUGCUGGAUCCCCCAAAGACAACUCGCCGAGAACUUUUCCCGCAUCCCCGAGCAGGGGAAGCUCUUCCAGAAUCAGCCCCGGCAAGGAAUCCAGACACGGAACAAAGUAGCCGUAUCCAUUGCUUCAGUAGUCAGUAGGAAGAUCUUGGGCAAACCCCCGCUCUUUCAGACCCAGAAAUCAGACAUCCUGUCUGGGGUGGACUUGAGACAGGAACCGGAUGAUCAUAUCCCCGUUCCGGAGAGGCCUUAUCACAAGUGUUCGAUCUGUGGGAAGACCUUUGGUCAAAGCUCGCAUCUGAUUUUCCACCAGAGGACCCACGACAUGGAGAAGCCCUACAAGUGCAUGCAGUGUGGGAGCAGUUUCCACUCACGCCAAGGCCUCAUCUACCACCAGCGGAGCCACGCUGGCGAGAAGCCGUACAAAUGCUCCUUCUGCGGGAAAACCUUUAGCCAGAGCUCCCACCUCCUGGUGCACAAGAGGAGCCACACGGGCGAGAAGCCCUUCAAGUGUCCUGCCUGCGGGAAAUGCUUCAGCCGCAACUCCCUUCUGACCAUCCACGAAAGGACCCACACGGGGGAGAAGCCGUAUAAAUGUUUGCAGUGCGGCAGCCAGUUCCAUUCAGGGUCGGGGCUCAUUAACCACAAGAGGAUUCAUGCCGGAGUGAAACCAUAUAAAUGCUCCAAGUGUGGGAGAGAUUUUAUCCGGAAGGCGCACCUCACUCGGCACCAGAGCAUACACAGUGACGACAAGAACACGCCAUCUUGCAAAAUCUGGCCAAAGAUGACCAUGGAAAAGAGAGGUCCUGUGGGCCGCGUGCAAAGAGGAGGAAGCAGGAAGGCAAUUCACGCUCUCCAGGGGUUGGGAGACUGUAAAUCCAAGAUGGAUGUGGAGGGAGCAGCUCGGCCUCCCGAAGCAGUGCGAUCUGAGUGCGUGGGGGUCUCCCAUAGGAAAGCCAGCCUGUGUCCGGUCAAGAUGGAGCCAGGAGAAGGACUGGCCCAAUGCUGGGAGGCCCAGUGGCAGGAGUUCCUACGGAUGGUGGAGUCCCCUCCCUCCAGCUGGGGGGCCCCGCGGCUGCCCGAGGAGCCCACCCCGUGGGACGACGCCACGGCCUUCCUGGCCUCCUUCGAGCAAGUGGCGGUGGCCUGUUGGUGGCCCAGGGAGGAAUGGGUAGCCCGGCUGGUGCCCGCCCUCCGAGGAGAGGCCAAGCUGGCCUUCAGCAGCCUGGAGGCCAGGGACCGGGAGGAUUAUGGGAAAGUGAAGGCGAUCAUCUUGCGAUGGGACGCCCUGACCAGGGAACGGUGGCGCCAGCACUUCCGGCGUUUCCGCUACCAGGAGGCCGAGGGCCCGCGCGGAGUGUGCAGCCGGCUGCAGGCGCUUUGCCACCAGUGGCUGAAGGUGGAGAGGCUCUCCAAGGAGCAGAUCCUGGAGACCCUGGUGCUGGAGCAGCUGCUGGCCGUCCUGCCCCCGGAGAUCCAGCGCUGGGUGCGGGAGCACGGCCCCGAGAGCUGCUCCCAGGCGGUGGCCCUGGCCGAGGAGUUCCUCCAGAGGCAGCAGGAGACCCAACCGCAGGACCCCCAGGUGGCAUUUGUGGAGGACACUGAGAAUUCUGUGGCGGGUGGACAAGCUUUAUCAGCCACGGAGCGGAGGCAGCUCUGCGUGGAAACCAAGGAGGAAGUCAACAAUGACUGCAGAGCUGCUGGUGAGGGACAACUGGGCAACGGAUGGAUGGCCGCAGAAGAUGGGGUAGAAAAGGUGCCAGAAGACUGUCAGGCUUUUGCCUGGAAAGCCAAGGAGAACUUCUCUCCAGCCUGUGAAGGGGAAAAUUCCUUGGCAAGUUGCGAGGGAACAGAGUCUUGGCAGCAGAUCCAGCGCGAAGAAGAUGCUUCCAGCCCUUGCAGCGAUGGCCUUAAGAGUCACAGUGAACCCACCAUCCAGGUAGAAAUCGAUGCAGCCGAUGAGAUGUGGGAAAGCAACAGCGAAGAGGGACUUUCCAAGAUACACCCGACAACAACCCAGCGUGACGAUUUGAAGGAGAACUUGUGGAACCAAGACGGGCUGAAGAUGGAGGAAGAAAACCACCCCAAGGGACAUCCGGCUUUUCCUUGUAACGGUGGUGACUUUCCUGACAUCAUCGUCCAAGAAGAACCAGGAGGAAACAGGAUGGACAGGUGCCUGAGCGCCCACUGGAGACUUCACACGGAGGAGAAUUCAAAUCAAAGCCUAAUGUUUGGGAAGAGUUUUAGCACGAGUAGAACUCUUCCUGAAUUUCAGUUCCUCCAAGAAGAAGAGAAACCAUACAAAUGCUAUGUUUGCGGAAAGUGCUUUACGCGGAGUACAAACCUGACUUCCCAUCAGCGGAUCCACACGGGGGAGAAACCAUACGGCUGCCCAGACUGCGUGAAGAGAUUCUCUAGCCAGUCAGACCUCAUUAAGCACAAAAGGAUCCACCGAGGAGAGAAGCCGUACAAAUGCUUUGUCUGCGGAAAGAGUUUUAGUCAAGGGGGCCAUCUCACUUCCCAUCAGCGGAUCCACACAGGGGAGAAGCCCUAUAAGUGCUUGGAAUGCGGGAAACACUUCAGCAAGAACACCAACCUGACACUGCAUCAGAGGAUCCACACUGGAGAGAAACCGUACAAAUGUCUCGAGUGCGGAAAAAGCUUCACGUGGAAUUCCAACCUGACCUCGCAUCAGAGGAUCCACACCGGGGAGAAGCCGUUCCAGUGUUCGGAUUGCAGCAAGAGCUUCUGCAACCAUUCGACUCUGAUUAAGCACAUGAGGAUCCACACGGGGGAGAAACCCUAUCAAUGCUUGGUGUGUGGAAAGAGCUUCAGCCAGAGCGCCAGCCUCACCACACACAAGAGAAGCCACACCGGGGAAAAACCGUACAAGUGCUCUGAAUGUGGGAAGAGCUAUAGCAAAAAUACAAACCUUAUUUCUCACCAGAGAAUUCAUAAUCUGGGCAAAUUGCAUAACUAAAGGCAGCAUUAAGGCCUAAGGGUGCAUUGACAAUCCCAGGUUUAGGAAUCAGAAACUCAGGCUUUGAGGGGGAGGGGGUUGCGUCCACAUGGAAGCGUGAGAGAAUCUGCUCGGAAUUCACAUAGGGAAUUAACUGUUUUAGGAGCAGAGAAGAACGCCAGCUGGUCCAACACUGGGUGAAGCCAUCUAAAA
Python bivittatus (Burmese python) is the source of this 4320-nucleotide messenger RNA. Lineage: Eukaryota; Metazoa; Chordata; Lepidosauria; Squamata; Pythonidae. The record is from RefSeq and is a predicted model, not a curated record.